Molecule: messenger RNA, 7934 nt
Organism: Culex quinquefasciatus (southern house mosquito)
Lineage: Eukaryota; Metazoa; Arthropoda; Insecta; Diptera; Culicidae
Gene: Usp32
Product: ubiquitin carboxyl-terminal hydrolase 32
Exons: 13
Coding region: 1134-6698 (1854 amino acids)
Biological process (GO): protein deubiquitination
Cellular component (GO): Golgi apparatus
Molecular function (GO): cysteine-type deubiquitinase activity; calcium ion binding
Source: RefSeq, a predicted model, not a curated record
CUUAGCGCAAACUGUCAGAAGUCCCGUCGUCGUCCGUCGUACAAGUCGCGAAGAAGGUGUGUGUGUUUGAAAAAAAGUCCGCGGAGAGAGAAGCAGUGUUGAAGGAUUGGGGCGAGCGCAAAGUGCAUUAUUCCGUCUCUGUGAAGAAAGGAAAAGAAGGCAAGCGAAAUAACCUGAUAGUGGAAUUUUUUCUUUUUCUGUUCGUCCGGGUUCGUUCUUUCUGCGAAGGUUUCAAAAAUGUAAUUUUCCACCGUUGCUGGAGCGCAGCCGAGCAGGGAGGGGUGGUGAAAAACGGGAACCUGUGCCAAGUGUUUUGGUCCGACGGAAGCAACUGGGUGAAAAAUCGAAAUUCCGUCGCAAGAAUUGUGUGUGUGUGUACGUCUGUGCGAAGAGUUGUGCGGUGGCCACAAUGGCUUACACGUCGUCGUCGCGGAAUUGAUUGUGUCGCGAGAAUCACCACAAUCUGGAGCAGUAGGAGAAGGGAAAGUGGGAGGGAAGGUGGUCGUCGUCCCCCCUCUGGAAAUUCCACAGUUUCCGUUCUCUUUCUGGGGGUGAGAGUUGGGCAGGUGUCCCAGUUCCAAAACCACACACCGAGGAGCAGUUCCAGAGAGUCUUAUCAGGAAGAACCCCCGCGGUGUGAAACUGAGAAAUCCCGGAGGAACAGGAAGACAAGAAGAAAAAGCAAACAAACAUGAAAAACUUCACAAACUAAUAUAGUGAUGAUAAUAAUGGGUGCCACUUGCGUCACCGUGUUGUUGUUGUGCUUCGACGCCGCGACCAGCUAAUAAAACACACUACACACCAACUAAUAUAUCUCGCUGUAGUGUGUCACACAAAGUAACUAAACUGUGCGCGGUCCUGAACAGAUGUAAAAGAUGAUACGAACAUGGUGAGCUGCACCCGAAGAGCAGCAGCAAUAGUGACGUAGUGACUCAGCAGAAAUACCACUCGCCGAGGAGGACAUCCCCGUGAAUGGAGCUGGAGACCUGCUGAACUGUGUGUGUGUGUUUUUUCACGAAGAACAACAACAAGUUCAACGCGGAGAAGAAGAACGCGUCUUCAGACGGCAAGGACAUCUAGUGGGAAGAAAAAGCUACCUCCAAGACCAAAAAGAAGAAGAGCAACAAAAAAAAAUGGGAGCAAAGGAUUCGAAGCCGUGCUGCAUCAGCUACGAGGAUGCCGUCAAGCGAGUAACGGACUUUGAGCUUCGGCGGAUAAAGGAUGCGUUCAAGAGGUCGGCCGGAACGAGUGGGACCGCGCUCAGCAAGAGUGCCUUCGUGCAGGACGUGCUCGGCGACGGAGUUCCGACGGUGGUGGCCGAUUGGCUGUAUGCAGCAUGUGGCGGUACCCCGAAAGGAAUCGCCUUCAAGGAGCUACUGUGCGGGCUUGUUCUGCUCACCAAGGGCACGCAGGACGAGAAGAUCAGAUUCCUCUGGACGCUGUACUGCAACGAGUCCGGCACGCACAUCCUGAAGCAAGACUUCCAGAAGGCCAUCCAAAUCGAAACCACGUACCAAAAUGCCCCCGCCACCACCGGCACCACAAACAAGAGCAACAGCCUGCCCGGCACCGCCAAGUACACGGUGGCGCUGUUCGGUCCGAACGAUCGCGUCACGUUCGAGCAGUUCAAGUCGUGGAUUCAGAUCUACAAGGGCGCCACGGUGCUGUCCAAGUGGCUGCUGCAGGACGCGUGCGUGAAUUUGAGCUCGGAGCUGGAGACGCCCACGUUCUACCAGAGUUUGGCGGGGGUUACGCACCUGGAGGAGCAGGACAUUGGCGUGUUGGAGAAGGUGUUUUGGCUGUUGAAGGGGUUGGCGUUGACGGGGCAGCUGGAUCUGGAGUCGCUGGGGCCGCUGAUUAGUCCACCGGUUCCGAAGGCGGCGCUGGGGGGUGUGUUUUUGGCGUUCGAUGAGAACCACGAUGGACACAUUGACUUUAAGGAGUUGUGCUGUGGGGUUAGUGCGGCGUGUCGGGGGCCGAACGUUGAGCGGAGCAAGUUUUGCUUCAAGGUGUUUGAUAUCGAUAGGGACGGGGUGUUGAACUACGGGGAGGUUGGGAAAAUGGUGGACAUUUUGUUGUUUGUGGCCAAAGAGACGAACGCGGCGUGUUACAAGAGCGUUACCAGUGGGCAGGUCAUGGAGGAGUUGUAUAGGAGAGCGUUGGAUGGGAGUGGCGGUGAUGGGGCGAAGUUGGACGUUCCGGAUCCGGUGCCGGAGUUUAAGUUUACGCAGGAAGAUUUCCUGAUUUGGAGUAUCGAGAGCAGCCGGAACUUGGUGCAACCUUUUUUGGAUCUGCUGUUUGAAGUGUGUCAUAUUGUGCUGGGGUUGAGGCCGCAGUGUAAACACCUGGAGGGGGACAUUGUGCGGGGUUGGUUGGCGCGGGAGGUUCGGCGGGGCUACAAAGUGGGCCAGUUUUGGUAUUUGGUGUCGUCGGAUUGGUGGCAGCACUGGCAGCAGUACACGCAACCUUCGGUGACUUCGUCGUGCGUUCACUGUAAGGUGGCGUCCAGUUAUGCGAAUAGUCGGAGUAAUGCCGUUGGUGGAUCCGGGAUGCCCGGGGUGGAUGAAGCGGUCAUUUGUGACGAGAGUUUUACCUCGAACUCGACCGAGAGCAUGGGAGAUUUGCUGAACACGGGAGGUGAUUCGUCUAGUCUGGGCUCCGGGAGCAGUGGAAUAUCGUGCGGAAGGCAACCGGGUGGACCGCCGGGAGUGAUUGAUAACGGCAACUUGAUAGCGCCGGUCAUGUACAAGCAAAUACCAACGCUGACCGGUGAAGGAGGACGGCUGAAGCGGGAUUUGACGCUGGUUCAGCAUCGAGACUUUGAGCUCGUUCCGGACUCGCUGUGGAAGGCUUUAUCGCAGUGGUACGAUGGACCGCUUCCGCUGCCGAGGCAGGUGAUUCAACCGUUGAGUUCGGCGGAAGUCGAGCUGGAGUUGUACCCGUUGAACUUGAGGAUAUUGCGCCAUCAGAAUCCACCCGCCCAACAGCAGCAACAGCAACAAUCAAACAGUACCUGGGGAAGCAUCUCGGGAGGUUACGGUGCGUUGACCUCCGCCGGACAGGGCUACCCGACGGUGUCCUCGGUGCUGCAACCACCCAAGAAAUAUCUCGCCUACACGGCAGCCUUCAGCCGACUGGCCACCGUCAAACAAGUGGCCGAAUUUCUCUGCCAAAGACUGAAACUCAGGGUCGAAGACAUCCGGUUGUGGCACCUGGUCCCCACCCCGACCGGUGUCACCGAGUUCCCCUACCUGCUGGAAGAAGACAUCCUCACGCUGCAGGAGCUGUCCAUCGCGGACAACGAUCAGCUGCUGCUGGAAAUACGAAACAAAGAUCUUACCUGGCCAGAGGAGCUGGGAUCGCUCACGAUUGCCCACAGCAACAGCCACACCAACCUGGAACGCCGCGGAACCGUCUCCUCAAUCCACUCGCAACAUCCCCCUGGCGCCACCGGACUCCACAAUCUCGGCAAUACCUGCUUCAUGAACGCCGCGCUGCAAGUCCUGUUCAACACGCAACCUCUCGCGCAGUACUUUGCCAAGCGGAUGCACCUCUACGAACUGAACGUCAACAACAAGCUGGGAACCAAAGGCCAACUCGCGAUGCGUUACGCGGAACUCCUCCGCGAAGUCUGGACCGCCUCUCAACGCUCGAUAGCCCCGCUCAAGCUGCGAUUCUGCGUCACCAAGCACGCGCCCCAGUUCUCCGGCGGUGGCCAGCACGACUCGCAGGAACUGCUCGACUGGCUGCUCGACUCGCUGCACGAAGAUCUGAACCGCGUCAUGGAGAAGCCGUACAGCGAGCUGAAGGACUCGGACGGCCGGGCCGACGUCGUGGUGGCGGCCGAAGCAUGGAGCCAGCACCACGCCCGCAACCAAAGUAUUAUCGUCGAUCUGUUCUACGGCCAGCUCAAGUCCAAGGUGACGUGCUCCGGGUGUGGCCGCGACUCGGUGCGGUUCGAUCCGUUCAGUUUGCUCAGCUUGCCGCUCCCCGUCGAAAAUUACACGUACUGCGAGGUGUUGGUCUCCCUCCUGGACGGUUCCGUCCCGGUCAAGUACGGCCUGCGGCUCAACUCGGAGCAAAAGUAUUGGGAUCUGAAGAAGGCGCUCGGCGAAAUGUGCGGCCUCGAGCCGGAACUGCUGCUCAUCUGUGAACUGUCCAACUCGCAGAUCCGCUGCAUUCUGCCCAACGAGCAGAAGAUCAAACCGAGCACGGCCUGCUCGCCGCUGUACGUGUACGAACUGCCCAAGUUCGACAACGUCCUGGCGCGAUCCCGGGCCGGCUCCGAACUGGCCAUCAACAUCGAGAAGGGCCUCAAGGACAUCCAACGGACGCCAGCUCUUCUACUACCAUCACUAGAGCCGAAUCAGCUAACGACCUGCUCGGCCAUCACGACCAUCUCGUCGUCGUCGUCAUCCGCCUCGACGGCCACCGUGGACGAUCCGACGGUGGCAAUGACGGGCAGUAGCCGUCAACAGGCCAAGACGGUAGGCCAGGGUAACAAUCGGCGGACAUCGGCGACGGCGACGGCGACGACGGCAUCGAAGGUAAGCCGGUGCUUUGGCAACACACUCUGCAUGCCCCCGAAUAUGUUGUGCUUCAAGGAAACGUUACAGAACAUUCCCGAAAUCAGUGCCAGCCCGGACAGCACAUUCAUCUUUAGUGAAUCGGCCGCUACUCAGUACGCCGGUUUGGCCCCCGAACGGAACCGGAAGCAACCGGCGGUGCCAACCGCGACCAGCACCAACCAGCAGCUGCUGAACAACAACAACGUGGCCGUAGUCGAGAACGGCGGCUGGAACGUGGACGAGCAGGACGCCGCCUCCUGUAGCGAUUGUGAUAUUAUGUAUAAUGGCCACGGCACAGGGCCCGGGGACAGCGGUUCCUUCAACCACCACCUUCACCACAACCACCGGGAUUCGUUCAAUCAAAGUGCAAUUAAGCGACCGCCGAGCGCCGGAAGUGGGGGCGGAAUCUACCCGCCAACGUCCAAAAGUCCCGCCAACUAUCUGAUUGCCGUGCAUCGGAAGCUCAGCCGGCAGGACACGUACUUUCUGUCGCACCACAAGUCCCGGCCCGGGCUGUUCGGGGUGCCGCUGUUGAUUCCGUGCUACGACGGCGUCACCAACAAGGAGCUGUACUGCUCGGUAUGGCUGCAGGUGGCCCGACUGCUGAGUCCGCUGCCGCCGACGCCACCGGACCAAUCGAAUCAUGCCACGGACUGUGAUGAUAGCUUAGGGUAUGACUUCCCGUUCACGCUACGAGCGGUCGCCAGCGGUGGUCGGAUCUGCGCCCUCUGCCCGUGGUCCCGGUUCUGCCGGGGCUGCGAAAUCCCCUGCAACGACGAACCACUGCUGCAGGGCCUGAUCUACUCGGGCCACUCGUCAAGUAACAACUCAACGCCGAAUCUGUCCUCGCGAGAACAAACGCCCACCUUCCGGCGGAAAACGUACGGCAGCUCGACGACGUCGUCGCUGGACGGAGUAGUCCCAGCGCCCCAGCUGCAGCAGCAGUCUUCGCCGACGCCCUCGCUCAGUCGGUCCAUCAACACGACCAGCAUCCAGAUUGCCAUCGAUUGGGACCCGACGGCGCUGCACUUGCGGUACCAGAGUACCCGGGAGAGGCUAUGGACCGAGCACGAGUCGGUGGCCAUCUGCCGGAGGCAGCAAACGGAACCGGUCGACCUGGACCACUGUCUGCGGGCGUUCACCUCCGAGGAAAAGCUGGAACAGUACUACCACUGUUCGCACUGCAAGCAGAAGAAGCCGGCGACGAAGAAGCUGCAGAUUUGGAAGUUGCCACCGAUUUUGAUUGUCCACCUGAAGCGGUUCAACUUUGUGAACAACAAGUGGGUCAAGUCGCAAAAGGUCGUCAACUUCCCGUACGAAGACUUCGACCCAACGCCGUAUCUGGCGUCGGUUCCGCAGGAAACGAUCCUUCGACACAAGGAGCUGCUCGAAGGUGGUGGUCCUCACGGCCUCAACCACGACUGUCACGACGAGUUUCUCGAGUUUGACCGGGAAAUGUCCAUGAUCGACGAGGUCAGCGACGAGGUGUCCAUCUCGUCCAUCACGGGGACGAUCGAGAGUGGCGGAAAUGGUGAGGGAGAAGAUGGUGAAGAAGAGGACGAUGAUUACGAGGACGAGGGCAGCAGCAACGGCAGGACAGCUGAGUUGAAUAGUAUUACGCCGGCCAUCGCCGGAACGCAUCCGGUGGCCUGGGCGCGACAGGAAGUGGGCGACGAAAGUCCGAGCAAAGCCAAGUCACGGAUGAGCGCCAAAACGAAAGCCCAACGCAAGCGACUCGUUUCGUCCAGCCUGACCAAGACGCCGGUCAUCGACGGACAGUUUACGGACUUUCACAACCAUCACCUCAAACCGGAACGCGACGCGUUCGAUCUAAAGUAUCAACUGUACGCCGCAGUGUGUCACUCGGGCAUGCUGAACGGCGGCCACUACAUCUCGUACGCGGCCAACCCGAACGGCUCGUGGUACUGCUACAACGACAGCUCCUGCCGGGAGAUUCCGACGCGGCCAAAGAUCGACCCCAGUACGGCGUACCUGCUGUUUUACGAGCGGCGUGACCUCGACUACGAGCCGUACCUGCCCAAGGUGGAGGGCCGCCAGGUGCCGACGGAGCAUCUGGCCGAGUUCGAGGAGAGCGACAACGAGCUGAAGAAGCUGUGCACGCUCAUGUAGAAGUUGGCACCGGCGCUGUCGGCGCCGGUGCGGGGCCUCGGGGCGGCCACGUUUGGAAAAAUCUUCAACAAUUUGUCACUUUCGUCAAACAGGUAAGUGUGGCCACGGGUCCCAGGAAAGAGCGUGCCACUUGGUUACUACGAGAUUGAAAGGCGACCAAAAGACCCGAAACCGAACGGAGUGGGGCAAACCUCCUUCUUCUCAAUGUGUAUUAUAACUGUGUUGUAGAGCUGAAUCAAAUUCAGCUCUCAUUUCCUGUUUCCUUCUGUUUUUUUUCUUCGUCUGUAUGUGUAUCUGUGCGCACGCAAACGUCGCAAACAAUCAUUGUGAAUCAAACAAAUUCCUUACACUCUAUACCGUGUACAUGUUAGUAAAAAACGAAAAUCAAAUACAAAAAAAAAAUACAUUCUGCUUUGCUCGAGAGAACAAAAAAAAGGCUUAAUAUAUUAUACAACCAUAGUAAGAAGGCACACGCUCGCGCGCUGAGGUUUUGUGCUUUCAAUCGUCUUUCUUUAUCUUUAUUAUUUUUUUGUAAAUUCUAGCAAAACAUUAGCUUUAUUAAUGCGAUAAGAAAAUUAAGAAGAAGAAAAAACUCGAUUAGAUAAAAAAAAUUACCAAUUUAACAAAAUCAAAGAGAACGUGCGCUGGAGAGGAUGUCUGAAAAUGGAGGGGGAAAGAAACGAAUAAAAUAAAGCGACAUUCCACUUUAUAGCAACAAAGAUCGUUUAGUAAAAGAUUAGAGUAGAUUCAAAUUAAACAGAAAUUAAAUUACAACAAAAAAAAAACGCAAGAUAAGGAUCGAAAUUCAAAGAAUAAAAAAAGUUGCGAGUAGUCAAAUUGGGCUUUUACGUGGUAGUUAAAAAAAUGCUUAUACGAUUCACUGCUAAUCUAUAUUGUCAUCAUGUACUGCGCGAAUGGUGCCGCGUGUUGUAGUCAGUCAUAAUGUAUUUUAUUUGAUAUUAACUGUUGGAAAAAUGCUAUUUUUUUGUUCGGAAGAGAGAAUGCGAAAGUAUGUUACAGAUGAGAGAGCUGUUAGAUAUUGGUUAGAUAUACUUAUUCUUGUUUAUUUCUCGUUACUUUACACUAGUUUUUGUCACCGAUUAAUUACGAUUAACAAUUAAUGUUAUUGAUAAGUUAUGUUUUUUUUUCUUCUUCUUUCUGUUAUUACGUGUCGAAAUGCGACUUGGUUGAAGCAAUAUUGAAUAUUGAUAACUAUACAAUGCGAUGCAAUUGAAA